This is a messenger RNA of Microthlaspi erraticum, 621 nucleotides long. The record is from the annotation of a GenBank genome assembly. NCBI's taxonomy places the organism in Eukaryota, Viridiplantae, Streptophyta, Magnoliopsida, Brassicales, Brassicaceae.
AUGCAACAGCACCUGAUGCAGAUGCAGCCCAUGAUGGCUGGUUACUACCCCAGCAAUGUCACCUCUGAUCAUAUCCAGCAGUACCUGGACGAGAACAAGUCGUUGAUUCUGAAGAUAGUUGAGUCUCAAAACUCUGGAAAGCUCAGCGAGUGCGCCGAGAAUCAGGCAAGGCUUCAACGCAACCUAAUGUACUUAGCUGCAAUUGCAGAUUCUCAGCCUCAACCUCCAAAUGUGCAUAGCCAGUAUGGAUCUGCUGGUGGUGGGAUGAUCCAGGGAGAAGGAGGGUCACACUAUUUGCAGCAGCAACAAGCGACUCAACAGCAGCAGAUGACUCAGCAGUCUCUAAUGGCGGCUCGAUCUUCAAUGUUGUAUGCUCAGCAGCAGCAGCAGCAGCCUUAUGCAACGCUUCAGCAUCAGCAAAUGCACCAUAGCCAGCUCGGGAUGAGCUCAAGCAGCGGAGGAGGAAGCAGUGGUCUCCAUAUCCUUCAGGGAGAGGCUGGUGGGUUUCAUGACUUUGGCCGUGGAAAGCCUGAACUGGGAAGUGGUGGGGGCGGUGAAGGCAGAGGAUCAGGGGAUGGUGGUGAAACCCUUUACUUGAAAUCAUCAGAUGAUGGGAAUUAA